AUGGGAUACGAAUUGUUCGCUGCAAAUGGGACUAUCAUUUACACAUAUGGCUUCCUCCCCUUAACGCUGGAUCUAGGACUUAGGCGCGCUUUCACGUGGCGUUUCGUCGUAGCAGACGUCUCAAAGCCCAUCAUCGGCGUCGACUUUUUAAGUUACUACAACCUGCUAGUCGACUGUCGCAACCAGCGCCUCGUUGACGGUGUUACCACACUUGCUGUUGCACUCCCGAAACAACGUUCUACGGAAACAAUUUCCUCAGUCCGUACGACUUUAGAGGAUACAUCUUAUCAUCGCCUGCUUAGAGAAUUCCCAGAAAUCACUCGCCCUGCUGGAAAGCCGCACAUCACCAAACACUCUACGGUGCACCAUAUCCGUACCACCGAUGGACCACCGGUAUCUAGCCGCCCGCGACGGUUAGACCCGGAAAGACUAAAAAUUGCUAAGCAAGAGUUCGAUGAGAUGUUACAGAGUGGCACAGCAAGAAGAUCUGACAGCCCAUGGUCAUCACCGUUACAUUUAACUAAGAAGAAAAACGACGGGUGGCGACCGUGCGGCGAUUACAGAGCCCUAAACGCCCGUACAAUUCCCGAUAAGUACCCUAUCAGGCACUUGAAUGAUUUUACGUGCCAGUUGACAGGCAGUACGGUCUUUUCAACCAUAGACCUGGUUAAAGCUUAUCAUCAGAUACCAGUAUACGAAGACGACAUUCCGAAAACCGCUAUCGCCACUCCUUUCGGGCUUUACGAAUUCCCGUUCAUGACGUUCGGUCUUCGUAACGCCGCACAGACCUUUCAAAGAUUCAUGGACGAGGUACUGCGGGGCUUAGAUUUUUGUUAUGGGUACCUGGAUGACAUUCUAGUCUUCAGCAGCAGCAGUACCCUUCAUCAAGAGCAUCUCAAGUUGUUGUUCCAAAGACUAGCAGAAUAUGGAGUUCUAAUAAAUACCAACAAAUGUACUUUCGGCAAAACGCAAGUUCAGUUCCUGGGCCACAACGUGUCAGCAGCAGGAAUACAGCCGUUAGAAUUGAAGGUUGAAGCCAUUCAGAACUUCCCGGUACCCAAGACGCUAAAAGAAUUACGAAGAUUUUUAGGUAUGAUCAAUUUUUAUCGCCGUUUUAUACCUAAUGCUGCAAAAGUUCAGGCACCGCUCAACCAACUCCUCGUUGGGCCUAAAACGAAGGGAUCGCAGCCUAUUAACAUGACGCCUGCCCUAUUAGAGUCUUUCGAACUGUCUAAAAAGCAACUUUCAGAAGCUACGCUUUUGGUCCACCCAGAUCCUCAAGCAGAACUGUCCAUACAGACGGACGCUUCAGAUACAGCAAUAGGUGCUGUGCUGCAACAGUUCAAGAACAAUGAAUGGCAACCCUUAGCAUUCUUUUCGAGGAAGCUAAACUUCAGAUAUGUAGCUGGUAAAGAAAAUAUUGUUGCAGAUGCCCUUUCGCGUAUCGAGGCAGUUUCUAUACCCUUAGAUUACCACUCCCUGGUCAAAGCACAAGAGGCAGACAGCGAGCUACAGGACCUGCUGAAAAAUGGGUCUGCGCUUAGGUUGAAGAAAAUACGAUUAGAGUCAGAGCCAGCUCUUCUGGUAUACUGCGAUGUCUCUCAAAGUAAUCCUCGACCAUUCAUCACACCUUCAUAUCGCAAGCAGGUAUUCGAUUCGCUCCACAAUUUAAGCCAUCCAGGAGCCAAGCCUACGGUCAAGUUAGUUACAGAGCGCUACAUUUGGCCUGGUAUCCGCAAAGACUGUCGACAAUGGGUAAAGGAGUGUCAACAAUGUUACAGGUACUGCCUAACCAUCGUGGACCGCUACACAAGGUGGCCAGAAGUCUACCCACUACAAGACAUCACCGCCGAAAGCUGCAUUGCUGCCCUUUCCAGUGGUUGGAUAUCACGGUUCGGGUGCCCCGAACACAUCACCACUGACCGUGGCCGGCAGUUUGAGUCGGGCGCUUUCAAAGAACUGGUCAAGCUCAUCGGUGCCAACCAUCAUACCACAACGGCAUAUCAUCCGACAGCUAAUGGUAUGGUAGAAAGACUACACCGUCAAUUAAAAGCCGCAAUUGCCUGUCAUUCUACUCCGAACUGGGUAGAAGUGUUACCUUGGGUAUUACUAGGUAUACGCAGCGCAUUCAAGGAUGACAUUAAAGCUUCAACGGCCGAACUUGUCUACGGGGAACCACUGCGGUUACCUGGACAGUUCUUCUCAUCAGCACCCCCAACCAUCGAGGACAUCACCGAAUUCAUUGGUAGAAUCCAAACACAUGUCAAUAAAUUAAGGCCACAACCAUCAUCUUGGCACACAAGUUCUAAUCAAACUUUUUACAUACCAAAAGACCUUAGGCUUACCUCGCACGUAUUUAUCCGGCAGGGUCCCCAUCGGAAACCCCUUCAAGCACCUUAUUCAGGUCCAUACAGGGUGCUGCGACGCGAGGAGAAAACCUUUGACAUCGACGUACUAGGCAAAACGCAGCGAAUCAGCAUAGACAGACUGAAACCAGCUUACAUACUCGCUGAGGACCAGACAGACCAGAACAUUAAAGUUCAGGAGAAGUCUGAUGCCAUCCCUGCCAGUAAAACCAGGAGUGGUAGAGUGGUCAGAUUCCCAAACUACUAUCGCCCGUAG
Messenger RNA from Nymphalis io (European peacock), 2622 nucleotides. RefSeq lists its product as uncharacterized. Lineage: Eukaryota; Metazoa; Arthropoda; Insecta; Lepidoptera; Nymphalidae. The coding region runs from base 1 to 2622 and encodes 873 amino acids. The transcript has 3 exons. Gene Ontology annotation, biological process: DNA integration. The record is from RefSeq and is a predicted model, not a curated record. Gene Ontology annotation, molecular function: nucleic acid binding.